AUGCAGUACCCGACCACCAGAGGCUCCAUCCCUUUCUAUUGGUCACAGAGGCCCAAUCUGAAGUACAAGCCAAAGCCACAGAUCAGCAAAGUGGUUAACCAUUUAGAUGGAUUCCAGAGGCACUUUGAUUCCCAGGUUGUUCUGUAUGGAAAACAAGUCAUUUUGAACUUGCCCCUCACCAGGAGCAAAGUUCCGGUGCCCAGGUUCUGUGUGGAGAUCAACCAAAAAGGUUCUGAAAAGCCUUUGGAGCUAGCAUUUGACAAGAUGGUAACCAGCUCGGGUAAUGGUAUGAUCAAGUACAUAGCAUUUGACUUUCACAAGGAAUGUAGUCGGAUGAGGUGGCAUCGCCUUCAGAUCUUACUGGACAGUGUUUCUGAAAUACAGGAUGAAUUUGGAUAUUUCCUUGUGGACGCUGAAGGGAAGGUACUGAUGAACCAAGAGGGUACAUUUCGGAGCAACUGCAUGGACUGUCUGGACCGUACCAAUGUCAUCCAGAGUCUGCUAGCCCGACGCGCCCUACAGUCACAGCUGCAGAAAAUGGGACUUCUCCACCUGGGACAGAAGAUCGAAGAUCAGACUGAUUUUGAGAAGAUUUAUAAGAAUGCGUGGGCAGACAAUGCUGAUGCAUGUGCCAAGCAGUAUGCUGGAACUGGUGCCUUAAAAACAGACUUCACCAGGACAGGGAAGAGGACUGUGUGGGGUGCUGUGAUGGAUGGCUGGAACUCUGCAAUCAGAUAUUACAAGAACAACUUUUCAGAUGGCUACAGGCAGGACUCCAUUGACUUGUUCCUGGGGAACUAUGCUGUGGAUGAAGCAGACUGGAUCACUCCACUGCAAGACCCCAAAGACUGGAAGUUUUUAACUCUGCCUAUCGUCAUGGUUGUAGCUUUCUCUAUGUGCAUCAUCUGUCUGUUAAUGGCUGGUGACACGUGGACUGAGACUUUGGCCUAUGUUUUGUUCUGGGGAACAGCCAGUGUUCUGACAGGUGGCCUGAUCCUGUUUAAUGGACGGGACUUUGUGGACGCUCCCAAGCUGGUUCAGAAGGAGAAGUUGGACUGAAUGUGUGCGUGUGGAAAGCAGCUGGGCCCUGGCGACCUUAACAUGUCAUCACUUCCCCCCCACCAUCGCCAUCUGCAGGCCUGGAGCCUUUAUUAAACAUGACCCGAGCAGACAAGGACGAUGGCUACCACAACUAGCCCGGUGUGAAACAACUGAUACUGGGACUGGGAGAUUCUGCAGGGGUUCCGCUGCUGUCCACACGUAACUUGUUGUAGUAGACAGGACUGUGUGUUCACUGGUGUCCUAGUAGCAUCAGCUGUUAAAGGAGAAUGCUGAGCACUCAUGCAAAGUCCCUGUUUUUCUUUAUCUUUUUUGAGUGCAUUAAUAUCUGAUAACUAAGAAGACCACAUUGUUGUAAAUGAAUGACUCUUCAGAAUGUACAUGUUUUAUAUUUGCAUUUGUCAAAGCAUAGAUUAGAUUUUGCUGUUCAGCAGCUUUGUGAGUUUUUUUGCCCUGGCCUGUUUCAAAGUGAGUAUUAUACAGCACCAAUUUAUUGAUGACUUGAUGCCUGUCAGUAAAGCAAACAUCUGCCAAUAAG
Molecule: messenger RNA, 1597 nt
Organism: Poecilia latipinna (sailfin molly)
Lineage: Eukaryota; Metazoa; Chordata; Actinopteri; Cyprinodontiformes; Poeciliidae
Product: phosphatidylinositide phosphatase SAC1-A-like
Exons: 13
Coding region: 1-1059 (352 amino acids)
Biological process (GO): phosphatidylinositol dephosphorylation
Cellular component (GO): endoplasmic reticulum
Molecular function (GO): phosphatidylinositol-4-phosphate phosphatase activity
Source: RefSeq, a predicted model, not a curated record